AAUCGCGGGCGUGGUAGCAUGCCUUCAUUUCUACGGUCAUAUUAGAACAAACGAAAUCGUCAUUCCGCUACCGGCAAUGCCAGUCGCCAUAAGGACAAAAUGAGGGUACUGACGUAAAGAAUAUCCACCAUCUCAACCCCGCCACUUGACAAAACAACUUUUAGUUAUUGUUUUUGCGUGUAUAAUCGUGUCUAGUCGGAUACAGUGUUUCGAAUUGCGACAACAAAAAUGGCACCGAAUUUACCUGUACAUUUAUGCAUUUUUUUGACCCUCUCAUGUGUGGACUCCUGCUUCAUCCCUGCCUCCAUACAAGCAACAGUACCUCAGACAGUACAAGUUAGACAUGUUAUUGCAAAAGUUGAUGUGGACCAAUGUGACACCAUCACAUUGCACUUUACAACUAGUGACCCCGACUUCACAGUACGACCUGAUGGCACUAUAGUAACAGUCGCCAUCACCAUGGUACCAGCCAAUGGCAGAACAUUCUCAGUGCAGUUUCAGGACCCCAAUGGUCAGAAGAGAGAAAUUAAUGUUUACCUUGUCCAGAACUCUAGAAAGGUAUUGAAAGAUGGCCUACUAAAGCGCUCCAAAAGACGUUGGAGUCCUCUGCCCUUCAACAUCAUAGAAAACGACGUUCCGCCAUUUCCAAAGGACGUUGAUCUGAUUGCAUCUGAUUCGUCGGCCACUCGCAGUGUGUACUACACCAUCAGUGGGCCUGGAGUGACAGAGGAGCCUGUGGGUGUGUUCAGUGUGGUGAUGGAGACUGGGAUGUUGAGGGUCAACAAAGCUGUCGACCGCGAGAGAACUCCUCAGUUUGUAUUUCAAGCCAGAGUGUUUGACAGAUACACCAACCAGGAGACAGAUCUACCAUUACCCAUCACAGUGAAUGUAGACGAUGUGAACGACAAUGCACCAACUUUCACUGGCCUACUGCAGUUUACUGUGCUGGAGCAAAGCAAAGCAGGGACGAUGGUGGGGAUGGUGAAUGCCACAGACAUAGACCAGCGUGGUACAGACCACACUAAGAUCAGGUACUCCCUCCUCUCUGGGACUAACCUGUUCUACAUUAACCCAGAGACGGGAGUCAUCAGCACCAAAACAGACACCCUCGACAGAGAGGUGAAUGAUAAUUAUUUGGUGACAGUUGAAAUCAGAGACAUGAAUGGAGCUCUGAAUGGUCUAUUCAACACAGCCACAGCCACCAUUGUGUUGGGUGAUAUCAACGACAACCCUCCCACAUUCACAAAGACAUCUUACGAUGUAAAAGUUAAAGAGAACCAAGGAGAGGGACUCAUCCUCAGAAUCCCCAUUGAAGAUAAGGACUUGGUGAAGACACCAAACUGGAACACUGAGUUUGUCAUCCAAAAGGGGAACGAAAACGGGAACUUCAGGAUCGAAAGAGACCCCAAAACGAACGAAGGACUAAUUUACCUAAUAAAGCCUCUAGACUACGAGAAGACCAAGAACCUAAAGCUGGAGGUGUUGGCCCGUAACCAGGCUGAGCUGAGUGGGACCAAGGCCCAGUGGAUGUCCAUCCCUGUAGACGUCUCUGUAGUGGACGAGGACGAGGGACCAGAGUUCACCGCCCCCACCGUACUCUUCACAGUCAAGGAGAACACUCCUAACGACACCCUGAUUGGCACCUACAUAGCCAUAGACCCAGAGACCAAGAGCAGCGCCGGCAUCAAGUAUUACAAGGUCUCAGACCCUGCUUCAUGGAUCAAGGUAGAUGAAAGCACCGGGCAGCUGAAGAUCGCCAAUAAUAUCGACAGGGAGUCCCACUUUGUAACGAAUGGCGUGUACAACGUCACUAUGAAAGCUGUUGAUGCCAGUCUCAAGACAGGUACAGGGACAGUGAUUAUUCAAGUGGAGGAUGUGAACGACCACGUCCCAGUCAUCCCCUCUAAAGACCUGGUGGUGUGUGAGAAGGAUGGGGGAGAGAUGGGCUCCGUGCUGGUGGUAGCAGAGGACAAAGACCGAGCUCCAUUCGCCGCCCCCUUCAGCUUCGAACUGGGAGAGGAGCAUGAUGGGAGAUGGGCUGUGAAGCGACUUAAUGACACUGCAGGGAUGUUGGAGCACACCAUGGAGCUCCCUAAUGGUCUGUAUACUGUCCCCCUGAUGGUCAAGGACCUACAGGGAUUUGGAAAGACCCAGACGGUAAUGGUCCGGAUCUGCCGCUGCAGGAACGGAGCGUGUUUGGCCUACCAGAACUCCACGUCGCUGGGGGUGUGGGCCAUCCUGGCCAUGCUGCUGGCGCUGUGCCUGCUACUUCUUCUCUGUAUCUUCUUUGCAUUCAUCUGUGUUACAAAGAAUGAGAAAAUGGAGCUGGAAGAUAUGGGAGACAGUGGCGGUAUCCUCCUGAAGUCUAACAUUGAGGCCCCAGGGGAUGCAGUGGAUUCAAAUCUCAUCAUCGUUCCUGCAUCUGGGAUCGACUCAUCAGUGAAGGGAUCCAUGAUUGACGUGGGGUGGGAGGGAGCUAAGAACUCUGGUAUGAUUGGAGGAGGCCUGGGCGCUCAACAGAAUCUGCUACAGGAGUCCGGUGGUGUCAUAGUGACCGAUAUGGAGACCGGCUUCUCAGGCCAAUACGAAAGCAGCCAAUACGUUGGACAAUAUGGCAGUGGACAAUAUGGUGGAGGUCAAUAUGGCGGUGGAAACAUGACUUUUGACAACACACGUUUCAUGAAAUUCAACGACUCUGCAGCCUGGCACACCUGGCAAACGAACGGGCUGUUUUUACAACAGAAGUUGGCUUACCUAGGGACGAGGGAGGAGGGGCGAUAUGCCGAUGACAUCAUCCACGCGUACGGCUUCGAGGGGGUGGGGUCUCCAGCCGGCUCGGUGGGCUGCUGCAGUGACCAAGGCAACCAGGAAGACCUGGACUUUCUAAACACAUUGGGGCCAAAGUUCAAGACAUUAGCUGAGGUCUGUAACAACAAGAAAUGAACAAAGAGAAUAUAAUGCAAUAUGUUUUAUUACUGUAAGUGUACUCUUUUUCUGAUAAUACCAUGAAUUUUAGGAAUCUGUUAAGAGGGUUGCUAUGCUAUCAUUCAGAGUAAUCACACUGAAUUGCUCUAACUGUUUGUUAGUUCGACAUUUUGCACUGGAAAGUACUAUGUAUUUACUUGUACAGCAAAUUCCCCAGUGUUGAAUCAACUCUGCGAUUGUUAAAUGUAACACUUUUUCAGAGUCUAUACAUACGGGUCCACACUUUUUUCAGUGAUAUUAACAUUUUAAUGAAUACCUGUAGUGUUAAGGUAACACGUAUUUGGGGUAUGGUGUAAAGCCAUAUUUGCAUAUUUCCCAGUGUGCCUUACCUUUUCGAGUGAAUUGUAGAUUUGUUAGUGACAAAGACAUGGUCAUUGCAUUCAUUCAUUUUCAGUCCUGUGGCUUUCACCAGAUAAAAUUACUAACAGUGUCCCGAAACUCAUAGUUUACAGGCCACAUCAGGCGUGCAUUCACAUUAUGCUGGCUUGCAAGGUGAUGUCAUUCCUAUUGUAAUCUAGCCAGAGUGUGGAUAUCCAAGAGUUUACAUUUUUGAUCACCCGUAGCCUGCAUUCAGAAUGACUGUCAGAGUUUGGAAAAUUUGAUAGAUGAGACUACCUAAACCAUCUAAACUGAAACAACAAUUGCAAUAAAUAAAACUAACAGAUUUAAUUAGUUUAGUAAAAUUUAUGUUAUUUAUCUUUGUGUAGCAUAAUAUUCAUUGAUCAGUCAAUGUACAGUACAUGCAAACACACAGAUAUUGAAACAAACGAUAAUAAAAAUAAAAAACUGUAAUAGAGGAAAUGGGAAAUAUGAUAAUGAUGGCUGUGUUUUUAAGUGUUUUAAUCACACUCAAAUCUGGUUAUUAACACCAACACUGGAGUUAUUUUGCACCACUGAGUGUUCAUUUAAAUCCUGAACUAGAAAUGUUCCACAAAAAAAUCAAUACUAGUUAACACUGACCAAUUUCCUGUGUGUAAAUAAUGUACAUUAUGUGAUUUUUAGCGCUAAAGAUUUUUUGGCUGCUUCUGUUCUGCCUGCUUCUGUUUAGAAUAGAAGGUUUUGGGUGAUUAUUUUUAGAAUAGAAGGUUCUGAAGAGACAGGUGCUGAUACGGCCCAUGGGGUUGAUGAGACAGUGUCUGACAGGGAGUCAGUUCACACACUCGGCAUGAGGCUGAGUGUGUGAACAGGGAGGGGUUUGAACCAGACAGACAGCCUGUGAGUAUUCAUAGCGACAUGUUGUUCUAUUGAUUGAUCCAUAGAAAGGGAGAUACCUAGUCAGUUGUACAACUGAAUGAAUUCAACUGAAAUUUGUCAGAGAUGUGGGAGGCUUCCUUUAUCAACAUCCACAGCGCACAGGGAACAGUGGGUUAACUUUCUCAGGGGCAGAAUGACCUAUUUUUACCUUGUCAGCUCGGGGAUUCAAUCCAGAAACCUUUCGGUUGCUGGCCCAACAUUCUAACCACUAGGCUACCUGCCGCCCCCUUUGACAUUACUAGAGGUGCUAUGUCAUAAACCCUCAAAAUUCGUUCCAUAAUGGGGCGAAAAUGGCAGCUGUCUUGGUCAGGGAGAAAUCCAUAACUAGUCUAAUUGGAAUGAAUGGCAGUAGAGGCAUAGGUGAUCUAUUUCCUGAUUUUACUUAUGCAGAAAAAUAAAAGUGAGGCAUGUGAUGUAUCAGAAAUUGUGUAAUGUAAUUAUAGUCGACCUCAAAUAUUGUCAUAAAUACAAUGUAUAUGGGUUUUAUACAAAUGUUAUGUGUAAAUAGCCCCUAAAUGUCUCAGAUGUAGUUUUAUUGGAAAGCAGUGAGUGCUAAUAUAUGAUACAAUUUCAGUACUUGUUGCAUUUACAACUUGUCUAUGUCCUAUCAUCAACUGAUUUGAACCAGUGUAUGGCUGUGAAUUGACCACAUUGUUUGAAUGGAAUGUUGGCAUAUUGGGAGUUAAUUUGGAAUCAUUCAUCUAAAACUGUUUGGCUAGCUAGCUAACACACAUACAGUGCAGAUAAAUUCUCCACAUUCAUUGUUUUACACUAUCUUAUCAGAGCACUGGCAUACUCCCUGACCAACAUGGCUGACCUUUGGCCAAUUUUUAGAAGGUUCAUUUCCAUUCUAGUAUUCUAAUUCCUAAUUCUAUGGAUUCAUCAGCAUUGUCAUAUGUUCAUAUUAUUAAUUUGGAAUUCAAUUACCAAACUGACCCAUUUUGUAAAUGAAUCGUAUUGCCUAUUUCGUAAGUGUCAAAUUUUGCUAAUAUGUUUUAUUAAGUAAAUAAUAUAAAAUACACUUGUUGUGUUAUUCACUUUGGUCAUGCUGUUUUACUGUAAAUACUUCAUUUUAAGGAGAGAGAGAGAGUGAGGAUGUGAGUGAGAGAGAGUGGAUUAGCUUUGAAAUAUUGUUACUCAUGCCUAGAUAAGCCUGGUGAAUGGUUAAGAGGGUGUGGUUCAUUGUUCAGUACAGUACAUAUAGCCUUGCACAAUAACUGUAACAUCACAAGGUACUGUAACUAAGGACACUAUUCACCCUUGAACCAUAGACUUAGACGACACACUGUAUCUGUCCUAUUGUGGCAUCUGUGAGGGAAUGGGCAGCGCCAUUGAGCCCAUCUACAUUUUGAAGUAAUGAAUUUUCUUCUACUACUAUUACUUGGUAAACAAACUGAAUGGUUGCAUACUUCCAUCUGGAGUGUGUUUGAACACCUGCUGUUAUGAAAUGUUUGCUCACUAGUAUAAUUCAUUUGAUGACCUGGAUGUGAUCCUUCCUUAAUCUAUAGGAAGUCCCACCCAGUUGGCUACUUUAAAAUGGUGGUCCUCAAUGGCAAUGUCCAUGCAAAAACAUAUUAUUUCCAAGUAGUAAUCUGUACAGUGCCUUCAGAAAGUAUUCACACCCCUUGACUUUGUUGUGUUACAGCUUGAUUUAGAAUGGAUUACAUUUCUAUUUUUUGGUCACUAACCUACAUACAUUACCUCAUAAUUUCAAAGUGGAAUUAUGUUUUCAAAAUGUUUACUAAUUAGUUAAAAAUGAAAAGCUAAAAUGUCUUGAGUCAAGAAUUAUUCAACCCCUUUGUUAUGGCAAGCCUAAAUAAGUUCUGGUGUAAAAAUGUGCUUAACAUAAUAAAUUGUAUGGGCUCACUCUGCAAUAAUAGUGUUUAACUAGAUUUUUGAAUGACUAACUCAUCUCUGUACCCCACACAUACAAUUAUCUGUAAGGUCCCUCAGAAGAGUAGUGAAUUUCAAACACAGUUUUAACCACAAAGACCAGGGAGAUUUUCCAAUGUCUCGCAAAGAAGGGCACCUAGCGUUACAUUGGUAAAAAUGAAGACAAAAAACAGACAGUGAAUAUUCCUUUUGAGCAUGGUAAAGUUAUUAAUUACACUUUGGAUGGUUUAUCAAUACACCCAUUUACUACAAAGACACAGGCUUCCUUCCUGACUCAGUUGCCAGAAAGUAAGGAAACUGUCCCGACUUCCACCAAAGUUGGUCCCUCUCCUUGUUCGUUCGGCGGUCGAAGUCACCCACCUUCUAGCCAUUGCUGAUCCUAUUUUCAUUUUCCUUUGGUUUUGUCUUCCAUCACACCUGGUUCCAAUCCCAUCAAUUACAUGUUGUGUAUUUAACCCUCUGUUCCCCCUCGUCCUUGUCGGUGAUUAUUUAUUGUAAGUGCUUUGCACGUCUGUCCUGGUGUGUGUCGGGUUAUGUACCCAUUUAUUGAUUGUUCUGUUUUCCGGUGGGUUUUUGUUAUUAAACUGAGCUGUUGGAAACACCG
Molecule: messenger RNA, 6736 nt
Organism: Oncorhynchus mykiss (rainbow trout)
Lineage: Eukaryota; Metazoa; Chordata; Actinopteri; Salmoniformes; Salmonidae
Source: RefSeq, a predicted model, not a curated record